Molecule: messenger RNA, 2832 nt
Organism: Syngnathoides biaculeatus (alligator pipefish)
Lineage: Eukaryota; Metazoa; Chordata; Actinopteri; Syngnathiformes; Syngnathidae
Gene: lactbl1b
Product: lactamase, beta-like 1b
Exons: 8
Coding region: 176-2044 (622 amino acids)
Source: RefSeq, a predicted model, not a curated record
CUGCUAGUUUCGUGUACUUUUGGCACCACGAGGGAGAUUUUAUAAACUGGGAAAAGUUUUAUUGACUCAAAGUGCACGCCACGCAAGAUGGAACACGCCACUACGGAUUUUUUUUUAUACGCUAGGGAGCGUUCGAUGCUGGAACAGGUGCUGUCACAGCCGGUGAGUUGGAAGCAUGGGCAAGGCCGGGAGUAAAGUCCUCAGGGAGGCCACUGUGGACGGGCUGCAAGCGCAGUCGACUCAUCCUGCUGCUCCUGCCGCCGCCGCCGCCGUCGGCGUUCCUCCGGUUCCUCCUCCUGCUGCCGACGUCCAUUUCCAAGGAGUCACAAAAACCAAGAAGAUGAAGGUGAAGUGGACCCAAGUGGGUUUGGUGUUCUUUCUGGUGCUGUCCAUGGUGAUGACGGGAUGCUUCUUCUGGCAGUAUCAGCUUCCAAAGAUGCAGCCAGACGAAGGGCUGGCCGGCGACCCCAAAGCCGAGAUGAGGUGUCCUCGGUUCCCGGAGCCCGUUCCGCUGCAGCAUCCCAUCCCUGGUCUGAAAGAGGCCCUGGAAAAGGUGGACAUUUUGCUCCGCCAGAGCAUCAAUCCAAUUAGCCUCCCGGCUCUCUCGGCGAUCGUCGUCCUGAACGACACGGUUUUAUGGACGGGCAAUUUCGGCAAGAGGAACAGCUCGGAUGCCUUCUCGGGCCCCCCCAACGAGUACACCAUCUACAGAAUCGCCAGCCUGUCCAAAAUCUUCCCCACGCUGAUGCUGUACCGGCUGUGGGAGGACGGCAAGAUCGGCUCGCUGGACGACCCGCUGGAGAAGUACGUGGACAACUUCACCAUCAAGAACCCCAUGGGGAGGACGCGGGAGUCGGAGCUCAAGUACGUGACGGACGGUCUGAUCUUCCUGGACAGCGGCGAGGUCCCCGUACGCUCUUCCUCGGUGACGCUGCGCAGGAUGGCCAGCCAGCUCUCGGGCCUGCCCAGGAGACUCCGGGCGACAAACCUUCUCUGGAAAGGAAAGACUCAGUCGGCGAUCAACCUUCUGCAGGACGACGUCCUGGUGGCCGACCCGGGAACCAAAUGUCACUACAGCAACCUCGCCUUCUCGCUGCUGGCGCACGUGAUGUCGGAGCGCGUGGUCAACACGGACUACCAGCGCUGGGUCUCGGACAACAUCCUGGACCGUCUGGGAAUGGAGGACACCGGCUUCGACAUCACGCCCGGCCUGCAGGGUCAGGCGGCCGUGGGCGUGUACUCCAACGGAAAGCCCGCCCCGCUCUACGACCUGGGCUGGUACCGCCCGUCGGGCCAGAUGUUUUCCACGGCGGCGGACAUGGCCAAGCUGGCCAUGACGCUGCUGGGCGCCUACCAUCGCAAGCUCCUGGAUCCGGACUCCUUGAAGAUCAUGCUCACGCCGCUGUUCAGGUGCGACAAGGACUACUUCGCCAACCGCACCGGGACGCCGUGGGAGGUGAACGAGCUGCUGGGCUACGAGAUGGUGCGGAAGGACGGCGACCUGGACGGCUACUCGGCGACCUUCUCCCUGGUGCCGCGGCUCAAGCUCGGCCUGGUGGUGCUCAUGGCCGGAGGUCGCUCCCAGAAACAGGACGCGGUGGCCGGGGCCUACCGCCACAUCGUCCCCGCCAUCGAAAAGGCCUUCAGGGAAGCGCGUAAAGUGCUCUCGGCGCCACCCAACCCGGAAGCCUACGCCGGCUUCUACACCUACGGCAACGUGACCUUCUACGAAAUCAAAGCCGGCCCGGACGGCGUUCUCACCAUGCAGCAGUUCGGCCCUCAGAUUGAAGAGCUGAUCCCGCAAAAGUACCGAACCAUAAAGCUCAACUACCUGGUGGAGCGCGUCUUCAGGGUGGUCUUCGAGCGGGAGUACCCCUGCGUCCUCAGGGUGGGCUCGGCCUCCGUGUCCCUGGAGGCGCAGGACGGCCAGCUCUUCAACUUCUACGCGUACGACAAGCGCGGCGCGUCGCCUGGGUUCGACGCGCCGGGCCUGAACACGUACAACGUGGUCAGGAUAGCGCGCAGGCCGUCCUUCUCCAGCUGAGUCGCGUUCCGACCCGCUCGAGAGGAGGAGGACGUGACGACGUGAAAGUGAGUCCCUUUCUCCGCUGCUCACACUGGCAGCGUCGAACAUUUUCUCUCCUGCCUGCACUUCCUGUUUGGAAUGUUUUUCAUCUCUUCUUCCCUUUUUGUGUCUGUCCUUCAUUUUUUUUUUUUUUUUUUUUUUUAAUUUUACCACUACAUAACGUGUUUUGCAGUGAACCCUCCUCGCCGAAAAUCUGCGCGGAAAUUGAUGCCUUCCUCCAAAAAGAACGCGAAAUAUACCCGUAAUUGCAAUCAUAAAUCAUCUAGUAUUAAAAUAAUAAAUUCUUCCAGGAUUUGAAUUUGGAAAUUACGACUUUCCCAUUAGCCGUUUUAUGAAGUGAUGCAAAGUCGGUCUCAUUUUCAUUUCGAAACGUUUUUGCUUUCAGGUAUCGCUUGAUGCUGUCGUUAUUUCACAGCUUUGCACUUUUUCUCAGCGUUCUCGGCAUUGGACAUCGGAACACUUUUUGCAAAAUGACGUCUUUAUAUUUCACAUUUUUACACAAUCCGCCAGUAGUUUUUCCAGCAAAUAUAUAAACAAAUGAAAUCAUCCCGAUUGGCAAAUGUGUAUUUGUGAAUAGGCGGCGUGGGGCUCACUGUAUUUAUUUCACAUUUUUGCACAGUUGUUGCUGAUCCUGUUUUUUUCCUCACUUUGAAAAAUGAUUUUGUAUUCUCAUGCUCACUUGUCACAACAUUUAAAUAAAAUCCAUUACAAGAAUUCUAUGGUUUAAAAAAAAAAAAAAAAGAAAA